Cucurbita maxima (winter squash) is the source of this 3012-nucleotide messenger RNA. RefSeq names its product protein PHOX1-like. The coding region runs from base 395 to 2551 and encodes 718 amino acids. Gene Ontology annotation, molecular function: protein binding. The record is from RefSeq and is a predicted model, not a curated record. The transcript has 4 exons. NCBI's taxonomy places the organism in Eukaryota, Viridiplantae, Streptophyta, Magnoliopsida, Cucurbitales, Cucurbitaceae.
CCUAGAAGAAUAGCCAUUUUCUCUCAAAGGCUCCUUUUCUUGUCCUUUCCUUGCUGGCUUCCUCCUCCUCUCCCCUACUGUUCCUGAAAUUAUCGGCUCACCAAUUGGAUAUCGAUUGGCCCCAAUUGAUUUCCCAUUUCGUUUCGUUUUCGAAUCCGAAUUUUCAAGUCCGGAGCAGUCGAGAGGAAGCCAGAUUGAUAGAACGGUUCUUCGUUUGCAUUUGUUGUUCGUCAUUUUGUAAGCUCUUGAUUUGUGUUCUGUAUUCGACUAAUUUGAAAUUUCCAGGCACGUAUUUCGAUGCAGUUUUUUGUGGUUUGAGGAUUAGAGAGGAAGAGGAGCGAGGAUUUGAUUUGAAUAUUGAACCAAUAACUUUGUGAUUUUUUGAGUUAUUUCAAUGGGGAAGCCUACGGGAAAGAAGAAGGAAAAUGUUGGCGAGAAGCCUGGAAAUGCUAAUUCGAAGCCGGCUCGGCCGUCCGAGCGGAACACGAAAGCGUUCGAUGAAGACACGGCGAUCUUCAUAAACAUGUCUCAAGAGCUGAAGGAGGAAGGCAAUCGGCUAUUCCAGAAGCGAGAUCAUGAAGGCGCGAUGUUGAAAUAUGAGAAAGCUCUGAAGCUUUUGCCGAGAAAUCACAUCGAUGUUGCUCAUCUCCAUAGCAACAUGGCUACCUGUUAUAUGCAGUUAGGGUUGGGUGAGUAUCCGCGGGCGAUUAACGAGUGCAAUUUGGCGUUGGAGGCUCAUCCGAGGUAUAGCAAGGCGCUGCUGAAGAGAGCAAGGUGUUACGAGGCUUUGAAUCGGUUUGAUUUGGCAUUGCAAGAUGUGAAUACCGUUUUGAGCUUAGAGCCUAACAAUCUCUCUGCGUUGGAGGUUUUGGAUAGUGUCAAGAACACAAUGAAGGAAAAAGGCGUCGAUAUCGACGAUAAAGAAAUCGGUCUGGCCAGCGUGAAGCUGCGCCCCACAGAGCGUCUGCAAAAGGUUGUUAGAGAGAAACUAAGGAAGAAGAAUAAGAAAGUUGAAGCAAAGACAGAUGAUAAGCUGGUUGUGGAGGAGAAGGCUGAUCAGUUGGUUCAUGUUGAACAGGUUGAACAGGUUGAUCAAGUUGAAGAUAAGGAAGUUACAAAAGUUACCAUUGAGGAAGACAAAUUGUUCGUUCAACCGAUCGAGGAUAAACCGGUGUCGAAGACGGUGAAGUUGGUAUUUGGAGAAGACAUAAGAUGGGCGCAGUUACCUACAAACUGCAGCCUGCAAUUGGUGAGCCAGAUUGUUCGAGACAGAUUUCCAAGCUUGAAGGGUGUUCUUGUGAAGUACAGAGAUCAAGAGGGUGAUUUUGUUACAAUUACCACAACAGAGGAGUUGAGGUUGGUUGAAUCAUCAUGUCAGCUGCAGGCUUCACUUAGACUGUAUAUUACAGAGGUUAGUCCUGAUCAGGAACCCAUCUACAAGGAAAUUGAUAAUGGUGAGAGGCAUCCAAAGCUUGAUAAAAGAAGAAGUACAGUGGUGGUGAAUGAAAAAGAGGUUACAAGGGGUAUGACUACGGUUGAGGAUUGGAUAGUUCAGUUUGCGCGAUUGUUCAAGAACCAUGUUGGGGUCGAUGCCGAUUCAUACUUGGAUCUUCAUGAGCUGGGCAUGAAACUGUACUCGGAAGCGAUGGAGGACACCGUAACAGGAGACAGUGCACAGGAGCUUUUUGAAAUUGCUGCAGAAAAGUUUCAAGAAAUGGCAGCUCUGGCAUUCUUAAACUGGGGCAAUGUUCACAUGUCCAGGGCAAGGAAGCAGGUUUGUUUCCCUGAAGACGGUUCGAGGGAAACGUUACUUCUUCGGAUUAAGGACGCAUAUGAAUGGGCACGAAAAGAAUACAAGAAAGCUGAAAUGAGAUACGAAGAAGCUCUUAGUGUAAAACCAGAUUUCUAUGAAGGUUUCCUUGCACUUGGGCAGCAGCAGUUUGAGCAAGCAAAGCUUUGCUGGUAUUAUGCAAUUGCUAGCGGUAGCCAAAUCGGUUUGCUAUCGAGCUUUUCGUCGGAGGUGUUACAGCUUUAUAACAAGGCUGAGGACAGCAUGGAGAAGGGCAUGUUGAUGUGGGAAGAAAUGGAGGAACAACGUCUGAAUGGUCUCUCCAAAAGUGAAAAAUACAGAUCUGAAUUGAAAAAAAUUGGAUUGGAAAGCCUGUUUAGUGAGAUUCCUGCUGAUGAAGCUGCAGAGCUGGCUUCAAACAUGAGAUCUCAGAUAUAUCUUUUAUGGGGUACCUUAUUGUACGAGCGUUCUGUCGUGGAGUAUAAGAUCGAACUUCCGACAUGGGAGGAAUGUUUGGAGGUAUCAGUCGAGAAGUUCGAACUUGCAGGUGCUUCCCAAACAGAUAUUGCUGUUAUGAUCAAGAAUCAUUGUUCCAAUGAAACUGCACUGGAAGGGUUCGUCUUCAAAAUCGACGAGAUCGUUCAGGCGUGGAACGAAAUGUACGACGCCAAAAGGUGGCAGUUUGGUGUUCCAUCUUUCCGCCUCGAGCCUUUGUUUCGACGCCGGGCUCCUAAACUUCACUUCACUUUGGAGCAUUUUUGAGAGUUUUGUUGUUGAUGGAUGGGGGCAUUCUUUUUAGAGGCAUUUAAGCAAAAUUUCAGAUCUUUUUGCAUCAAUUUUUCUGGUGUUCUGCUUCCCUCAUACACAAAAGCAUUUUACACCAGCCGUUACCGUUUCAAUUCAAUUCGUCGUUUGCUUGGUCAGAGUGUAAGUUUGUUUAUACUAUGAUUCUUUCUUUCAUUCAAGAGAAGAUUGGCGAUUCAAGAACAAAGAUAUAGUUAUAUAGAUUUAUUCAUUAUUCAUCAAUGAUUUUAUAGGGUGGAGGAAGAAAAUAAAUUCAUUUUCAAUUCGAUUUAUGAGAUUGAAUAGAGAGAAUUUAUUGUGUUGUGAAUUUUGAAGAGCUGUUUGGUUAUGUUGUUAUAGUGAUUCUCAAAUUGAUUGUUUUGGAAUUUGAAGAUUGAUGGGAUGAAUUAUUAUAGAAUUACACCCAAUUAUUUUUGUUA